GUUACGGUGAUUUGCUGCUUUUCAUAUCUCAUAGGAUAGCAGUAAUGUCCUCUGAAGAAAAACUCACUACUUUAUCUAACACCACAUUUGUUCGUCCUGCAAGAUUCUACCUCAGUGGGUUUUCUAACAUGCCUCAUGCUAAAUAUUAUUAUGUCUUCUUGUGUUUUGUUUACAUCAUGACUGUUCUUGGAAAUAGCUUUCUUCUUUCUGUUAUCUACCUGGUGAAGACUCUUCAUACUCCCAAAUAUAUAAUUGUGUUCAACCUGGCUUUGACAGACUUGUGUGGGAGUACUGCUCUCAUCCCAAAAGUCUUGGACACAUUCUUGUUUGACAGGAGAUACAUUCUCUAUGAGGCAUGCUUGAGUUAUAUGUUCUUUGUUUAUUUAUUUGGAUGUGUGCAGUCAUGGACUCUAGUCACUAUGGCAUAUGACAGAUUUAUAGCUAUUUGUUUCCCGUUAAGAUACCACAGUAUUGUAACUAAAAGGUCUGUAGUUGCAAUGCUGCUGUUUUCUUGGGGUUUUGUGAUGAGUUUUGUUGCAACCAUGGUUGGGUUCCUUAAUCGUCUUUCUUUCUGUGGAUCUUUAGUGAUAGGAAGUUUUUUCUGUGAUCAUGGACCUGUAUAUCGUCUGGCCUGUAAUGAUAUAUCUUAUAACUACAUAACAGGGCUUAUUGCCUUCCUUGUAUUUUCUUGCAUCCCUCUUAUGCUGAUAAUUAUAACUUAUGUUGUCAUUUCAAUCUCACUGAGCAGAACCACUUCAAAAGAUGAAAGACUUAGAGCGCUGAAAACUUGUACAUCUCACUUGAUUCUUGUUGCUGUGUUUUUUCUACCUUAUGUCAGCACUAAUGUAGCUGCGCUGACUUCUUAUAUUCAUCCGAAUGCCAGAAUCAUCAAUGCUAGUUUAACACACACAAUUCCAUCUCUGAUUAAUCCUAUUAUAUACUCUUUAAAGACAGAAGAAGUUAUAAGUGCAAUUAAAAGGCUCUACAAAAGAAACAGACUUAACAUUGUGACAAACUGGUAAAAUCUAUUGUUCUCACUAGAAAAGUACUUUUUGUAAUUUAUGUUGUUUUCUUUGUCUUUG
Molecule: messenger RNA, 1082 nt
Organism: Nothobranchius furzeri (turquoise killifish)
Lineage: Eukaryota; Metazoa; Chordata; Actinopteri; Cyprinodontiformes; Nothobranchiidae
Product: olfactory receptor 5K16-like
Biological process (GO): G protein-coupled receptor signaling pathway; detection of chemical stimulus involved in sensory perception of smell
Cellular component (GO): membrane
Molecular function (GO): odorant binding; G protein-coupled receptor activity; olfactory receptor activity
Source: RefSeq, a predicted model, not a curated record